Molecule: messenger RNA, 1959 nt
Organism: Cryphonectria parasitica EP155
Lineage: Eukaryota; Fungi; Ascomycota; Sordariomycetes; Diaporthales; Cryphonectriaceae
Exons: 2
Coding region: 1-1347 (448 amino acids)
Source: RefSeq, a predicted model, not a curated record
AUGUCGUCCGACCAGGAGCGAACAUCAUCUCUCGGGGGACAGGGUCAAGAUCGAUGUCGAGGUGCUUCUCCCCUCUCAGUCACACCGCGUCGGCCUCUGCCCGCAGCAACAGCCCCAAGAUACCUCCCUGCACGAAGCCCAACGGCUCAAGAACAGCCUGGAUCCGCUUCCACGUUCUUCCCCUUGGACCUACCACCCACGUCCUCCUCCCUUGGCUACGACGACAGGAACAAGACCAUCCUCAGCUCCCUGCACGAAUACCACAAUAGUCACGGGCAGGGGCAGGUGGAACGGAUCCCUUCGCCCGAGACAACGCCGAAGAGGCUCGUCCGAGGCUCGACACCAGGCCCUACGGACAACGUCCCCAAGAGUGCAGGACCAGCUACCGCUCCGUCUCGACUGUCACUCCUCACCAUGUUCGCGAGGAACACACCGCCCUCGAUCACCCCUGAGAUGCACGACGAGUUGCUGAACAUGAAGGUGGAUGAGGCGCUGUUUCCCGCGGGCGCGCCGACAGGCAAAGACACCUUCUCGCCCGCGGCGUUCAAGAAUCUACAGGCACAGGCCACAGGUCUGCUCACGAAGAUGCAGAGUGCAUACCGCCAGAAGGCACAGGCGCUGUCCGAACUCGAGAAGGAGCGCGAGGCGGACCGCGACGAGCUGGACGAGGCCGAGACUCGCAGCAAGCACCUCAAGUUUCAGCUGGAGGACAUGGCACACAAGGCGGCCGAGCAGGAACAGCGGAUGAAGCAGCUCAUGGAGGAGCUGGCUACGGAAAGGCGCGCACGGGCCGAGCUGGAGCGGCUGGGUGCCUUUUCGAAGCAGCGGCUGUCGCCCGGCGGCCUCGCCUCGGAGGCCGGCAGCACCAUAUCCGAGGACCUCGGGGUGGACGAGGAGGAGAUGCAGAAGCGCAAAUGGCGGAAGAGCAACGGCACCGACACGAGCUUUGAGACGGAUGACGACAGCAUCAGCUUCGAGGGUGAGAGUGUCUUCUCCCGACCACGAAGCCCGUCCGUGUCCACCACCACCACGACGCGCGGUGUGGAGACCGGCAGCGUGAUAGAUAUGCCCAUUCCCACACCCACGUCCAUGAGGGGUCCCAACUCGACGAAGCGCACCUCUGUCCAAAGCAACCGGCCCCGCAGCCAGAUGAGCACAUUCCAGAAGCUGAUGAAGGGCAUCUCGGGCGAGGACGGCUGCCGCAACUGCAAGGGCCAAGACUCGAGUUCAGCAUGGGACACAGUCAGCCUGCUUCGAGACGAGAACAAGAAUCUCAAGCAGCGGGUUGGCGAGCUGGAGGACUGCCUCGAGGGCGCGCUGGACGCGGUCAACGGCGUCGGGUUAUGACUUGAGAGCGCGAAAAAGAUGUGCGAUCAACUGCUCGUCCGGCAUUCCGCCCUGCCGCCAUUGACCGACACCAACAACAUUGGGAUGGAGUUUCUGGAUUUCUUUUCUAUUUCUACAACAACAACAAUCACAUCGACGGCGACCAUUGCUAUCGGCUCGCUCGAGUACCACCGGGCUCUGGCCCUGACCAACAUCCCUGCGGCCCUGCGUACGGCGGCGGUCCGCAGCUUUGCUCUGAUUCUGGCUUUUGCUUCACGCUCGAGUGUCCUCCUCAUCGCCAUCUGGCUCAUGAUGGAGACCGGCGUGCGUAUUGUCCUCGUGCUGUCAUAUGCAGCAUGGUUUUUAAUUCUUACUGUGAGCGCGGCUAUCACGGCCUUUACAUAAGUCGUCUAUCUACGGUUCUCAGCAUACUUUUUUCUUUCUCGGAUGGGUGGCCUUAUAUGUCUCCUUUUUUAUUUUUAUUUUUACAUUAUUGCAUACCCCAUUAGGCGCGAAGAGAUAGAUGGACAUUGGAUCAUGUGGAUGUUUUCGGGAGCAGAGAAGAGAGGCUAUAGUGUUAUAGAGACCGCCCCGUGGCUUGAUGCUGCGACAAGAAUGCUAGAUGACAAAAUC